AUGGCUCCAACACAAUUACAAAUCAAAGUGAAUGCUUUGAAGAGACUCAUCAAAGAGAAGAACUUGUACCAACAAGAAGUCACCGAACAAGAGCAAUAUGUCAAUCGAAUGAAGACAAAUAAUGCUGACGAAUAUGAAUUAAAGAAACAAGUUGAAGUGCUUGAAGAAAGUCAACGAAUGGUUCCACAAGUUUCAACGAGAAUCGAGCAAUUAAAGAAAUCAUUGCAGGAGUAUUUGGAUAGCUAUACGGGAGAUGAAGAUUUGACUGAAGCUAAGGAUUUGCUUAAUUAA
This is a messenger RNA of Lodderomyces orthopsilosis Co 90-125, 291 nucleotides long. RefSeq lists its product as uncharacterized. NCBI's taxonomy places the organism in Eukaryota, Fungi, Ascomycota, Pichiomycetes, Serinales, Debaryomycetaceae. Gene Ontology annotation, cellular component: cytosol; microtubule cytoskeleton. Gene Ontology annotation, biological process: post-chaperonin tubulin folding pathway; tubulin complex assembly. The record is from RefSeq and is a predicted model, not a curated record. The transcript has a single exon. Gene Ontology annotation, molecular function: beta-tubulin binding. Bases 1 to 291 code for a protein of 96 amino acids.